Messenger RNA from Phragmites australis (common reed), 846 nucleotides. RefSeq lists its product as uncharacterized. The coding region runs from base 1 to 846 and encodes 281 amino acids. Lineage: Eukaryota; Viridiplantae; Streptophyta; Magnoliopsida; Poales; Poaceae. The record is from RefSeq and is a predicted model, not a curated record. The transcript has 3 exons.
AUGGCGCUCUACAGCAAUCCUGACCACGUGGCGAUUCAGGCGAAGCUGCCGGAGUUCGAUGCCCAGAGGUUUGUCGACCGUCCGAGGCGCCAGAGUCCCAAGACCACCGAGACCCCCGGGGUGGAUGAGACGGCCGGCGAGGAGGCCGCAAGCGAUCUGGCGCAGACUGGUGGUCCGGGCGCCGCAAGCGGCGAGCCGCAGUCCAGCAGUAGGGCUGCUGCGGGCAGCAGCCACCGCAUCGGAGGAGGAGGCACCGCCGGUAGCGGGGUGGCGACGGUGCCUGAGGACCGGGGAAAGCGCCCCCGGCUCUUUAUUCCUGUGCCAGGGUCCCCGUCAUCGCCGUUGGCACGCGAGGGGGGAAGCCGGGACGGCCAGUCGUCCAGCGCGGGGCCGUCAGUGGGGGUGGCAUCUGCGGUUCUGGAACAGCACUUUGGUCUGCUUGGGCCCGAUUCGGCGCCCGGAGACCACGCGGCGGCACCACAGAACCCCAGGUGGAAGAGAAGGAGGGAGGACUUCGGGCCAACGCCAUCGAGCCCGGAGUUCAGGAUUCUGGCAGCAAGGUGGCAGUACCGAAGACCCACAACCACGCCGCCUACGGGCGUCGCCGAGAGCCAGGGGCGGCCGGAGGCGCCGAGGUCGGCGCCAGCCCUCGAGCCAAGCGCGCCCGAGCCGAGUGCACCGGCGGAGCCAGGGCUGGAGAGCGCGGUGGCAGAGCCAAGGCUAGCGGGGGCGGCGGAGCCAGGGCCGGCGGACGCGGCGACCGAGACAGAAACGCAGUCGCCGCCCGAGUGUUCGGCGCCGUCCGAGCCCGCCCUGAGCGCGCCAAGGUGGUUCAUGGUUCAUUGA